This is a messenger RNA of Aspergillus tanneri, 1548 nucleotides long. RefSeq names its product MFS transporter. NCBI's taxonomy places the organism in Eukaryota, Fungi, Ascomycota, Eurotiomycetes, Eurotiales, Aspergillaceae. Gene Ontology annotation, biological process: transmembrane transport. The transcript is spliced from 7 exons. Bases 1 to 1548 code for a protein of 515 amino acids. The record is from RefSeq and is a predicted model, not a curated record. Gene Ontology annotation, molecular function: transmembrane transporter activity.
AUGCACUCCAAUGGACUUCACGAUGCCAAAGCGUCCGCUCCGUCUCCACCGUGGAAACUCGAAUUCCGCUCUUCGAAGCGGUUUGUGAUCUCGGUGGUGUCCAUAGCCGUCUUUACGGAUGUUUUUAUAUAUGGCAUGAUUGUUCCUAUCCUUCCGGUGGUUUUGAAAACGCGUGUUGCUGUACCGGAUGAUGAAUUACAACAAUGGAUGUCGAUCCUGCUGGCUGCGUUCGGAGGUGCCAUAUUUGUAGGUUCUCCGAUAUUCGGCUACUUUGCCGACAGAAGCACCUCCCGACAGGGACCGUUUAUUAUGGGACUGCUCGCACUGGGCGGCUCAACGGUGAUGUUUUGGGUAGCGUCGACUAUGUCGGGGCUGGUAGUCGCGCGGGCUCUACAGGGUCUCUCCGCGGCCGUGGUUUGGACGGUGGGCAUGGCGCUCGUCGUCGACACCGUGGGGAAAGAUGAAGUUGGUGCGGCCAUGGGAUACGUCUCUAUGGCGAUGACAGUGGGGACAGUGAUCGGGCCUUUCAUCGGAGGAAUUGUCCUAUCUCGUUUGGGAUACCAUGCAGUGUUUGUGAUAGCUAUCGCGCUCGUGGUCCUAGAUAUCAUCCUCCGUCUUGUCAUGAUUGAACGAAAGACCGCGUCUAGGUGGACGCAGCCACAAGGCAAUGACGAAAGGGAAAGCCUAUUGCAUAGCGAGUCAGUCACAGAUAGCAUUCAUUAUGCUACUACAAGAUCAGUUUCAUCUGAUCCACCAGCUGGAAGCCCUCCUACUUCGACUCAGUUAUCCGACAAUAUUGACGAGGCGAUAGCGAAUAGUAGAGUAUCCUCAGUGCCCGUAAUGCUGCGACUGAUGUGUUCGGGCACAGUAUUGGUCAUUCUUUGGGCGACAAUCGUCAGCGCCAUGGUGUAUGCGUCUUUUGAUACUGUGCGUAUAUCUCCCCGACUCACCUUCAGGACAAUCCUGGGGCUAUCUACUGAGCCCUUUCACUCUGCACAGGUUCUUCCGCUCUACGUCAUGAGAACCUUCAAAUGGGAUCCCUUUAUGAUAGGCUUGUGUUUUCUGCCGUUGUGUAUCCCGGCCUUCUCUUCGCCUCAAAUCGGCGACGCCGUCGACCGCUGCAGCCCUCGGCCCAUUGCAUUUCUGGGGUUUCUACUAGGCUGUCCCGUCUACAUCCUGCUACGCCUUAUCGCCGAAAACACGAUUCGAGACCAGGUUCUCCUUUAUAUGUUCCUUUUCAUUGCCGGGGUAGCCGAGACUCUGCAAAUGGUUCCUUUGAUGACCGAAGUGGGCAAUUUCGUGGAGGCCCAGGAAAAGAAACAUCCUGGGAUCUUCGGAAACCAGGGAGGGACGGCGCAAGCGUACGGACUGUUCAAUGUGGCCUGGUCUGGCGGCCAAGUGUUGGGGCCGUUAGUAGCCGGUUUGUUGGUUGACCUGGGCGGAUGGACGACUAUGGUCAACGUUUUCGGUGGGAUAUGCGGUGGAACUGCAGUGGCUAUUGCUCUUACGGAUCGGUCAAUUUUGCGGAGUAUUUGGGGGGGGCGAUAG